AUGGAGGAACUAAAGCCAAGCGCAGUGAACUCAGCUCCCCUAACACCAAUAGGUUUCUUGGAAAGAGCAGCUACUGCAUAUGGGGAUUGCCCAUCCAUCAUCUACAACAACACCACUUACACGUGGUCUCAAACUAACCGUAGAUGUCUCCAAGUAGCAUCGUCUCUAUCAUCCUACGGAAUCACGCGUGGUCACGUGGUCGCCGUAGUGGCCCCCAACAUCCCGGCCGUGUACGAGCUUCAGUUUGCCGUGCCCAUGUCAGGUGCCAUCCUCCAUAGCAUCAACACACGUCUUGAUGCAAGCACCAUUUCCAUACUCCUGCUUCACAGCGAAUCGAAGCUCGUUUUCGUUGAUUGUCUCUCACGUGACCUCAUCCUUGAAGCCGUGUCUUUGUUCCCUCCAAACACAAAACGCCCUACGCUCGUCCUCAUCACUGAUGAUGCUGAUGCCGCUGCAGCACAAUCAUCAUCACUGACCGCUGAGUUUAGCUGCUCUUAUGAAAGCAUGGUUGAGAAAGGUGAUCCUGGGUUCAAGUGGGUCCGACCUCAGAGUGAGUGGGAUCCAGUGGUCUUAAACUACACAUCAGGGACUACCUCAUCUCCUAAAGGCGUGGUCCAAUCUCAUAGAAGCAUUUUCAUCAUGUCCGUCGCGGCGUUGAUCGAUUGGAGCGUUCCAGAACAACCCGUUUAUUUGUGGGUCUUACCAAUAUUUCAUGUCAAUGGAUGGAGCUAUCCAUGGGGCAUGGCGGCAGUUGGUGGAACCAAUAUCUGUCUCCGUAAAGUCGAAGCCUCCACAAUCUACAGCUUGAUCGAAAGACACGGUGUGACUCACAUGUGUGGUGCGCCUGUGGUGCUAACCAUCCUAACAGCCUCUCCUAACGUUAAGCCGCUCAAAAACCCAGUUCACAUUUUAACCAGCGGAGCACCACCUCCACCAGCCGUGCUACUCAGGACUGAGUCACUGGGUUUUGUGGUGACUCAUGCGUACGGGUUAACUGAAGCAGCAGGGCCAGCGGUGUCCUGUGCAUGGAAACCAGAGUGGAAUACACUUCCAGCAAGUGAGAGAGCUAGACUAAAAGCAAGACAAGGAGUUGCCAUGGCUGGGUCUACUGAGAUGGACGUUUUGGAUCCCACUACAGGAGAGAGCGUGAAACGGGAUGGGAUUUCAGUUGGUGAAGUUGUUCUGAGAGGUGGGUCUGUCAUGUUGGGCUAUUUAAAAGACCCAAUCGGCACAUCAAAAUGCAUGAAAGAUGGUUGGUUUUACACAGGAGAUGUGGGUGUUGUGCACCAAGAUGGUUAUUUAGAAAUCAAAGAUAGGUCCAAAGAUGUUAUCAUCAGUGGUGGAGAGAAUAUUAGUAGCGUGGAGGUUGAGUCUGUGUUAUAUACGCAUCCUGAUGUUCAUGAGGCAGCUGUUGUGGCUCGACCUGAUGAGUUUUGGGGGGAGACGCCAUGUGCAUUUGUGGGCUUGAAAGAUGGGUUGGAUAAAAAACCCUGCGAAAAGGAUAUCAUUGAUUUUUGUAGGAAAAAUAUGCCACACUUUAUGGUGCCUAAGACUGUGGUGUUUAAGGAUGAGCUUCCUAAGACAUCAACAGGGAAGAUUAAAAAGUUUGUGCUCAAGGAAAUUGCUAAAGGUAUGGGUCCUGAAAAACUUGAGAUAUCAGGCACUGUAAAUUUUAAAAGGAAGAUCAAUUAUUCCAACUUGCGAAGCAAUGGACAAGAUAAUUGUGGGCAAGCAUUUCGAAAUAAGGCUUCCCAGGAUUACAUAGUAAUUGGAGAUCAAGGAAAAAGUAUCCCAAAAGCGAAUCAUCAUACACCUCCGAAAGUCAGAGAGUGGACGGUGGCUGAUAGGAGAGAAAGGAGAACUUCGCGGGCUAAGAAUCGGGAUCAGAAUGUUUUGAAAGAUAAGGGCCGUGAUUCUGUCAAUCAUUUUACUGCUCUCGAUGUUAAUGAAUCUAAUACUUACGAGGGGCUCGAUCCGUUUUCUAUGGAGGCUAAAUCACGGUUUAAAUUAUAUAGAAAAAAGAAUGAGGCUUUUAGUAAAAGGGUGUCUGGGACCCAAGCCCAAGUCCCUUUUGGACAUGAUUUACGUCAGGGUCCAUCCUCAAGUUUGGUUCCUUCACCUGCAGAUGAUCCCAAUGGUUUGUACCAGGAUUAUAAUUUGAUUAGACUGUUGGUUGGCCAAUUACAACAAGCUUUUAAUGGUGUUGCAUGUCACCAGGUUAGCUUACAUAAUGGAGCUAUAUCUCUUCAUGAACAAGUAGGGCAGCCAGUGAUGGGUGAUCCUUCUAACCCUGGUAUUCCUCAGGAUAGAAACAUUAUUUCCACUAAGUCUGUACCACCCCAUGAUCCUGUUGUCACUGUUGUGGGUGCAGAGGAUACUGGCAUUGAGGAUGUUGAGUAUGUGAAUGCUUUUGUUAUGGAAACUAAAAGUGGGGCUUUCCCUUAUGCCAAGGAAGCUUCAGUUUUCUAA
Molecule: messenger RNA, 2469 nt
Organism: Dovyalis caffra
Lineage: Eukaryota; Viridiplantae; Streptophyta; Magnoliopsida; Malpighiales; Salicaceae
Source: the annotation of a GenBank genome assembly